GCAAACACCCUAUAUUUCCUCCUCCCACAAACCCCCCUGAUUUUUCUCUCACUACAUUUUCCCCAAGGGCAGCAGCACGCCAUCUCUGUCUCUUUCUCUCUCAUCUGGAAGUUUAGCUGUACAAAAGCCGUCGUUUCCCAUACCCAAAGAUCUGUAAAUUUCCCAAAAAAAUAAAACUAAAUUACACUACUACUUCUCCUCUGCACCGAUCAGGGGAUUGAAUUGUGAAGAGUAAGAUAGAAGUAAGGGGAAAAAGUUUGAUUUGAAUUGAAUUUGGUUGGAACGUUGAGGUGUUGGAAAUGUCGAGUCGGAAGGAGGAUGAAAAGAAUGAGCGGAUUAUACGGAAUUUGCUCAAGUUACCCGAUAAUCGGAGGUGUAUUAACUGUAAUAGCUUGGGGCCUCAAUAUGUGUGCGUUAACUUCUGGACAUUUGUCUGCACAAACUGCAGUGGGAUACAUCGGGAGUUUACCCAUAGAGUGAAGUCAAUAUCUAUGGCUAAAUUCACUUCACAAGAAGUUAGUGCCCUUCAAGGGGGAGGAAAUGCGAGUGCAAAAGAAAUUUAUCUUAAGGAAUGGGAUCCACAGCGUCAGUCUCUUCCAGAUGGCAGUAAUAAUGUGGAAAGGCUUCGAGAUUUCAUUAAACAUGUUUAUGUAGAAAGGAGAUAUUCUGGUGAAAGGAUCUUUGAGAAGCCUCCAAGGGUGAAGGGGGAAAGCGAGGACUCUCAAGAAAACAGGAGGAUAGAUAGUUUCCAGAGUGGUUCUCGAAGCCCACCAUAUGAUGAUGACCGUCGUUAUAGUGAUAGACCGAGUCCAGGUGGAAGAAGUCCAGGGUAUGAUCAAGAUCAUCGGCAGUAUGAUAAGAGAAGUCCUGCUCGCACAGAAGUAGUCAAUGACUGGCGACGUGAAGAUAGAUUUGGUAAUGGAAGGAGAUCAGAGGAUAUAAGAGUUUCUGAUGGAGGUUCUAAGCUUGGUAGUAGGUCGCCAGAUCGUCAAAGAGAUCUAGAUGUGUCCAGUCCGCCAGUGGUACGACCUGUUAGAGAUAUUUUGGGAGAGAAUGUAUCUCCUCUUCGUGUUCUUGAACCUCCAAAAGCCAAUGGCCCCAAGUCUGCUGAUGUUUCCACACGCACUCAGAGAACCGCAUCUUCCAGUAGCUUGGCAUCCUCUAAUGGGAACCCAGCUGAAAUUAAAAUUGAAGCUUCAUUAAUUGAUUUUGAUGCUGCUCCAGAACCUCCUGUACCUGCACCGGUACAGCCACAGCAAUCAGCUGCAAGCACAUCCAUAGCACAGACAACAUCACCUAGCAGUGAUAACUGGGCAAAUUUUGAUUCUGUCGCUGAGGUGAAAGCAUCUCAGCCACCUGUUAACUCCAAUCCGCUGGAAUCUGUGCUUUCUCAGCUGUCAAUGCCAGCAUCUGUAUCUGGUCAUGUGGCCGUGACUCUGGGAAUUGGUAAUGCCUUGCAUAAUGCCUCCGUAGGCACCUCGUCAGCUUUCCCAAAUGUUUCACCUGUUACAUCUUUUGGUUCGCCUUUUGGCAAUGUUGCUCCCAAUUCUGUGACAGCAAACAACUCCACAGCAUCUUCAACUGGUAAUCCAGCAGCAGCCCCUGGACCUGUUGCAUCACUGCCAAUUCCAGGUGGUAAUUCAUUUGGAAAUGCAGUUACUGGAGGACAAUGGUUACAACCUCAGUCACAUUCUUCGUUCCCUGCUGUUGGUGGCCAACCUUUGUCUCAACCACUCACUCCAGCUUCUGUUGGACCUUCAAGCAAUCAGCCAUGGAACCCGUUAUUUGCACCAAAUGCUCAAGUGCUUCCUGGUGCAAAUGUACAAGCAUCACAAGCUGUUAUGAGACCUGGCUUGGAUGCCAGUACUGGUGUAGCUACACAAAACUCUCAGGAAGCUAAAUCUAGUGGCAGAAGGGAACUGCCUGAGGAUUUGUUCAGUUUUAGUUAUCCAUCAAUGCCAGUACGAGUUCCUGGUUGGCAUGGUAGUCCAGCACAUGGGAUGGGUUUUAACAUGCAAUACAACAUGCCGAUGCCCAUGCAGCCCACCUUCCCUCAGGCCUCAAAAUCGACAAAUCCUUUUGAUGUCAGCGCUGAUCCUUCUCCUGCUGCUGCAUUUCCCUCAAUGGCAUCAUUGCAAGGUGCAUUACCACCCUUGGCAGCUCCUGUAGGCCUUCUCCAAACUUCCAGUCUUGGUGCCCCUUUGGCCCAUCCAUCAGCACUGCUGCCUAAUGGACCUCCUUAUGCAUCUAUUAUGCCUUCAAGUACUUUGAUGUCUUCUGCUACAAACUUGAUGCAGCAGCUGCCUGGUAACAUGCCACCAAGGCCACAUGGACAAGUUAGUUAUGGCAUUGAGAGUGGUGCUUUUGGACCUCUAAGUUCAAAUCAGCAGCUGAGUGUGUUACAGUCAGUACCUGCUGCACCAAAUACCUUCUCUUCUAUUGGAGGGAACCCAUUUGGGUGAUUGGGAGAAAUAGCCCAGGUGAUUGUUUUUGAUGCAUCAACGUGUUCUUCUUUUUAGUAGUUUGGUGGAAGUUUUGGUUCCUUGUAGCCUAAUUAUAUGAUGAUGAGGCUUGUUGCAUCCACACCAAGUUGAAGUUCCAUAAUCCUCUCUAAUGUGUUGCUGUAAUGAUGCUAUAGUCAGAAAUUGGGAGCGGCUUAUUGUCGGAAAGGGAUUGAGCGGCUCCUGCCGAUUGUUUUGUGCUUGAUUGGAAAGAGUUGCAUGCUGCUAUAGCGAGGUGCAUUUUGAAAAUUUUCUUGCCUUUUUUUUUUGUACUAGUCAUCGAGAACUUUUGUUGGUGAGAAAUUCCUUCUCUUUUUCUCCCAGUUGGGUUAGUGGAGUAAUUGUACGAGAGCAUGCAGACAGUAGAGUAGCACAUUAUAUGUAUUCUGGUAUGAGUGUGUUCAAUGUUCAUAUCUGCAUCAAAUAAGCUUGUACAGCUGAUUUUUUCCCCCCUUUUUUGUCUGGUGAUAAUGUGAUAUGAAUUUAUGUAGUUGUGGGGAA
Coffea eugenioides is the source of this 3002-nucleotide messenger RNA. Its product is annotated as probable ADP-ribosylation factor GTPase-activating protein AGD14. The coding region runs from base 300 to 2462 and encodes 720 amino acids. NCBI's taxonomy places the organism in Eukaryota, Viridiplantae, Streptophyta, Magnoliopsida, Gentianales, Rubiaceae. The transcript has 14 exons. Gene Ontology annotation, molecular function: GTPase activator activity. The record is from RefSeq and is a predicted model, not a curated record.